Molecule: messenger RNA, 381 nt
Organism: Python bivittatus (Burmese python)
Lineage: Eukaryota; Metazoa; Chordata; Lepidosauria; Squamata; Pythonidae
Source: RefSeq, a predicted model, not a curated record
UUGGAUUACCGGAAGUUUUACUCUCUUCUCUUUUUGGAAGAGCUGGCAGAGGUCACAGAGCUAGGGGCCCACUCAGCAAAUGUAACGGGCAAGCUGGCCAAACUAUGAUCCCAUUGGGGUUCUUUCAAGUUUUAGUAAUUACGGUAAAUUUAAUCCUGAUUCAGUUGAACAUUGGGGAGUCCUUGACAGUACCACUCAUCUCUAAGCCCAUGCAAAUCCAUGGGGUUUUAGCAGAGGAACGUGCCUUCAUUCACUGGAGCGGAAGAGAGAGGAGAGAACUGACGUGCCAAGAAGGGUACCAUAUUCACCCAAAUAAAACUCACUGCUGCAUUAAAUGCCACAUAGGGGCUGCCUUUGAAAACCACUUGGAUGUCAGGUUCG